UCCCCCGAUUGAAUCCGGGGAGGGAAAUGCGAAAGCUCGGAGCGGCGCUGGGCGAGCGCAGCCGGGAGGGGGCCUUCGGGAAAAGGGCGGGCAGCCCCUCCGGCUCCCUCUCGCAAUAAAAGCGCUCCCCCCCUCUCGCCCCAGCCAGCUCGCUCAACUUGUAACGCAGCCUCGGAGCGCGACCCUCGCCCAGGCCACUCCUGAGGAGCCGCCGAGGGUGGGCUAGGGGGGAGGCUGGCAGAGACAAAGCAAAGAUGAAGGUAACCUCGCUCGAUUCCCGUCAGCUCAAGGCGCUGCUGCGGAAGGAGCCGGCCCGCUGCCUGGCGCUGGAUUGCAGACCCUACCUCUCCUACUCGGCCUCCUGCCUCCGCGGAUCGCUUAACGUGAACCUCAACUCCGUCGUGAUCCGCCGGGCGCGCGGGCGCCCCGUUCCUCUGCACUUCGUGGUGCCCGACGAAACGGCCAGAGGGCGGCUGCUGCCGCCGCCGGCUCGCCCGGAGGAAAGGGAAGGCGACGGGGCGCCCUCCCUGCGGCUGUCGGCGGUGAUCGUCCUCGACCAAAGCACGCGGCAUUGGCGGAAGCUCAAGAAGGAGAGCACGGCGCAAAUCGUGCUGAACACGCUGCUGGCCAGCCUGCCAGAGGCGGGGGUCCGGGUCUGCUUCCUGAAAGGAGGCUAUGAUACCUUUUAUUCUCUGUACCCGGAGUUCUGCGAGGAUGUAAAGCCUGCAUCCCCAGAGAGAAAUGAAAUGGAGAGAAGCAUCAAUAACCAUUGUGAGAAGCAGUGCCUCCACCACAAACCAGCAUAUGAUCAGGGGGGCCCAGUGGAAAUCUUGCCUUUCCUGUACCUUGGCAGUGCCUACCAUGCUUCCAAGUGUGAGUUCCUAGCUAAUCUGAACAUCACUGCGCUCCUAAAUGUUUCCAGGAAGAGUUCAGAGCCCUUUACAGAUCAAUACUGCUAUAAAUGGAUUCCAGUGGAGGAUAACCACACAGCAGACAUCAGCUCUCACUUCCAGGAAGCUAUAGACUUUAUUGACUGCACCAGACGGGCAGGGGGCAAAAUCUUGGUGCACUGUGAAGCUGGAAUUUCUCGCUCUCCCACGAUCUGCAUGGCUUAUCUCAUGAAAAUGAGAAAGUUCCGUCUGGAGGAGGCUUUUGAUUACAUCAAACAACGUAGGAGUCUGAUCUCACCAAACUUUGGUUUCAUGGGCCAGCUGUUACAGUAUGAGUCAGAAAUACUGUCUUCAACACCCAGCCCUCCUGUCACCUCUUGCAAAAGGGAUGCUGUGUCUUUCUUCACAGAAGAACUUUCCUUGAGCAAAAGCUUUGAAGGCUCCUGUUACACUUUUCCUACCUCAGUUUUGAAUUCUGUACCCAUUCACUCACCUGUUCAUCAGCUGAAACUUAAUCCUAUUGCGGCAACUUCAUCCUGCUGGACCCUUCUGGGAGCAAGGGAUAAUACAGUCCAGUAAACACAGCAGAGAUAAGACAUUUUAUCAACAUGCAGUGCUGAAAAUCUCAUGGAUUUCUCCCAGAUACGAUGGUUUUGAUUUGAAGGGCCAUCGCUUCCAGGAAGGAAAAGUAUGGCUUUAUAUUGAGAUGAAAUCAAGGUCUGAAUACACUUAAACUUGGAACAGUUAUGCAGUUUCAAGGCCUUACAUCAUGCUGAGCCUAGCUGCUUACGCUCAAAUUGACUUAGGGUUUGAACUAGAAAAUAUUCUUCCUUUUUUCAAAAGUAGAUUCCAUUCCUUUCUCCAUAGGAGAAAUGUGUCUAUAGACACCAGUUGGUCAGGCUUUCAAAAGAGUGUAUGUUUUUAAAAUGUGUGCAUCUUUAAGGGUGUUUUUAAAUACCUGCUGGGAUCUGUGUGCAUCCACUACUGUACUUCCAGACCAUGCUGGAGCAGAGCAAGCUACACACAAAAUCAGGCUUGUCCAAUUGCUUCUCAGUUCCUGCCACUUCUUCUUAAUUACAGCUUCAUUUUAAAGUGUAAGCAAUAAGCAGCUAUGUCAGGAAAGCAGAGCUGUAAUGAAAAGCACAAUUUAUGAAAGAAGCAAACCUUAACAUUUAGUGGUGGCAGAAACUUUAAUGUUUGCUUUUUCCUGUUUUUAUGUCCUAUGUUGCAGGCUACAAGAGGAUCAGAAAAUGUAGGAAGCAAACUUUCCUCUUCACACACCCAUGUGUUUGCCAGUGUUUAUUACCAUACAACUGGGGUCUAAUCAGAGGUGUAUUUUCCCCAGAAGCCCUGGAGGAGGGGGGAGUGUCAUGUUCUAGGCUAAGUAAUGAGAUUAGGUAGAUUUGAGCAGAGCAACUUCUAGAUCCCCCAAGGCUGCUUGAAACCUGAUAAGGGAGCUGCCCUCUGUAUCAUCCAAAUUAAUCCAGCUAGGAAUUCCAAAGGUUCCUUAUUUUAAAGAAAUGUCGUUCUAGGAUACCUUGAUCCUAUCAAAGUGCAAUGAGUGGGCUGUUCAAAUCCUCUUUAUUGUAUUAGUGGCCUGGUCUAAAUGAUGUGCUUAUCAAAUUUCUGAUUGCUGAUGCAAUGCCUGGUGUUAGUACUUGAGCACUGAUUCUCGCCAACAAUAAUAAGCCUUGCAUGGUAUAAAGGAUUUUAAAAAAAUAUAUCUUUCCAUUGUGAUGUGUUUCCCCCUCCUUAUCUCUCUUGGGGCUCUGCAAGUUCCAUAUUCCAUGGGCCAUUGGUAACUUUCCAUGGAAAGCUGUAGAAGCCAUCAUUUACACCAGGCUCCAAUUUUGCUCCGUCACUGGAUUUGGCAAUAUGCUAUACUCAUCUUUUCAGCCUUGCCCCUAAAUGGCCUCAGUACAGCUGUUUGGGUGAGGAGUGUGAUGCUGCAUACAGUUCAAGUGGUAGCUGACCAAGGACAGCCAAAUAUAGGCAUGGGUGAGCUAUUGCUUAAUUGGUCUUUUACAGUUAGUGCUGGGAAAUGGUCAAAUGGAGGUCAACAAUCCCAAAGUGCAUAUUCUUCCUCUGCCAUCUCUUGAGUUCAAUGACCAAAGCACAGCUCAUAACUCAGGUGUAGUUCACUCACACAUCAGUCACUGGGUCAUGUGCAGAAAAAAGUAGAGGGGAAUGCCCAUAGCCACAGCCUGUUCAAGACUCAGACCUCUAGUCUAUUCUUUGAGCAGAGCUGCUUUGGCCUUCAAAUAACAUACUCUCAUUUAGAAUACAUGUAAAUUAAAUAAUCAGUUUCUCCCAGCUAUUGAACAGAAAUUAGUUAUGAGUAUAAAUGAUUGUUUUAGAACUCUCAAAUCAAACUCUUGCAAUUUGAAUCACUAGUUGUUAAAUAGAUGGGGGGAGGGGAGCUUUGCAGAUUGCCCAAGUGAAGUGUUAUCAACUUGUACACUGUGUGUUCUUGGUAUAUGUUGUGUGCGGCUUGCUAUUCCAUGUUUAGGUCUGUUCCAUAUCACAUUUCCUGGGAUGGAAUAAUUUCAUUUAUCUAAUAGGUUCCUUUUUGCGGGGGCUCUAUGUGUCUAGCUUGUGUGUCUGAAAGCAGUUCAGUUUGUGUGCUGUCUGUCAUAUUUUUAAUAUGAGGAAUGGCAAUAAUUGCCUGAAACUUGUGAAU
Molecule: messenger RNA, 3570 nt
Organism: Eublepharis macularius
Lineage: Eukaryota; Metazoa; Chordata; Lepidosauria; Squamata; Eublepharidae
Gene: DUSP5
Product: dual specificity phosphatase 5
Exons: 4
Coding region: 255-1469 (404 amino acids)
Biological process (GO): negative regulation of MAPK cascade; protein dephosphorylation; endoderm formation
Cellular component (GO): cytoplasm; nucleus
Molecular function (GO): MAP kinase tyrosine/serine/threonine phosphatase activity; protein tyrosine/threonine phosphatase activity
Source: RefSeq, a predicted model, not a curated record